AUGGUUAUGAAAUCCGAACGUCUGAAACGAGACGAUACCGAAGUGAACGAGCACGACAAGCGGUGUCUGAGGAGAGCAGACUUGGAUAGCUCCGUUUCGGUCGUUGAAAUACCACCGAACAAUUUGAAACGUCAGCUAGUUCGGAAUCGUCUGUACGAUACCAUCUGUACAACACCGAACUGUAUUAUUUGUCCCACAGGUAGACCAGGAGACUGCUUGAGAUCCGAGGCGAAUGUGACAUUCGAACCAUUCGCCCUCCUGAUCGACCAGUCAGCGGUCCAUGCUAGGCGUCUCCGAUCUAAGGCUCUGAAGAAGGCGAUAUAA
Molecule: messenger RNA, 324 nt
Organism: Necator americanus (New World hookworm)
Lineage: Eukaryota; Metazoa; Nematoda; Chromadorea; Rhabditida; Ancylostomatidae
Exons: 4
Coding region: 1-324 (107 amino acids)
Source: RefSeq, a predicted model, not a curated record